Habropoda laboriosa is the source of this 1041-nucleotide messenger RNA. RefSeq lists its product as uncharacterized. Gene Ontology annotation, cellular component: nucleus. The coding region runs from base 1 to 1041 and encodes 346 amino acids. Lineage: Eukaryota; Metazoa; Arthropoda; Insecta; Hymenoptera; Apidae. The record is from RefSeq and is a predicted model, not a curated record. The transcript has 5 exons. Gene Ontology annotation, biological process: proteasome localization; nuclear protein quality control by the ubiquitin-proteasome system.
AUGAAUACUCCAACGACUAGAGAUUUUUUGCGGAGGCCAGACGGACCACGUAGAAGAUCUUCUCGCCAAGCUUUAGCAGUGAUUCCUGUCAACAAUUCCUCAUCGCCUGGAGAAACUAUUGCCACAGAAGUUAAUGCAAUGGACAAUCUUUUAAACAGUCGACAUGGUUCUGAUUCUUGGAGCCCUGCACCUAGCCCUGAUGAGUUGGUGAUCCAAAAACGGGGACGUCGUCGUAGAACUAUAGUUUGGUCCCCAGAUGUUGAUACUUGUAAAAGAAAUAGCCUGUUUAGCUUAAGUUCCAAGGACCGUACUCCGGUGAAGAGUCCAUCAAAAUCAACUAUGGUGUUAAGAAGUACACCUAGGAAAAGGCUUGCUCUUGGGGACAAUAACGAGUCUCAAUUUACAACACCAGAGAAAAAGAAAAAGUCACAGAACUCAUUAGAUGCUAAUAAUGCACAGAAAUAUUUCACUGGUAAUUUAUUGAGUGGUUUGAGAGGUCUCAGUCAUGAUCAGUUAGUGCAGAUGAUUAUGGAUUUGGUAUCUAUGCAAGAGGAUGGUCUUUUGAGGGAGGAUGAAAAAAUAUGUAAUGUUUUAUUAAAAAAAAUGCCAGUGGCUGAUGUACAACCACUGAUUGAUACAUUAAAUAAUUUAAAGCAAAAUAUUCAGGCUGGUAUUAUGUCAUCUAAUAACUCAGCUGACAAUUGUAGUCACAUUCAUUUAGAUGCCUUUCAGAAAACUGUCAUAGAUCAAGGAAAAAGACUUGUAGAGUCACAGCAUUGGAUAUCAGUAAUGCAUUAUGUGUAUGCAGCAUGGAACAUUACAAAGCAAUUAUACGAAUGGGAAAAUCAACGUCUACGUGAGUUGACGUGUAAAUGUUUUAAAAAUUUGACGCAUUUUUGUUCUCAAGCCUUGAAAAAGGGAAAUUUCUCGAGUACCGUGUUGGAUAUGUUUGCUGACAGGCUCGAUGCGAUGGUCGUUGAUUGCGAGGAUCUAAAAGUUUGCUUGCAGUUGAUAAACGAAGUGAAAAAGAACGGAAUCUAG